Hemicordylus capensis (graceful crag lizard) is the source of this 6960-nucleotide messenger RNA. RefSeq names its product zinc finger protein RFP-like. Gene Ontology annotation, molecular function: zinc ion binding; protein binding. The record is from RefSeq and is a predicted model, not a curated record. Bases 102 to 1361 code for a protein of 419 amino acids. Lineage: Eukaryota; Metazoa; Chordata; Lepidosauria; Squamata; Cordylidae. The transcript is spliced from 8 exons.
GAGAGAGAUGUCCAAAUCAACAGAUUACCAGGAAGGGCAACACCCAUUUGCUAGCAGAAACAGAGAAACACCUGAGAGCUUUUCGGGUGAGGCAGGCAGCAAUGGCAGCUGCGGGUGUGGGCAGGGAUCUCUGCGAGGAAGCCACUUGUUCCAUCUGCCUGGAGUAUUUCACGGACCCCGUGACCAUUCCAGAAUGUGGGCAUAUUUUCUGCCGAGCCUGCCUGACCUCGUACUGGAGAGAGGCAAAGUUUUCCUGCCCUCUUUGCAGAGAAACUGUUCCGCAAAGGAACUUCAUCUCAAACUGGCAACUGAAAAGUGUUGUAGAGAUAGCCAAGAAACUCAGUCUCCAGGGAGGAAACAUCAAGACAGAAGGAGAGGAGAGAGUCUGUGAGAAACACCGAGAGCCCCUGAAACUCUUCUGCAAAGACCAUGAAGGUCUCAUUUGUGUGGUGUGUGAUAGAUCCAAGGAACACAGAAACCACACGGUGAUUUCUCUGGAGGAGGCUUACGAAGAGUACAAGGGUCAGAUCUGCAGCCUUCUAAAGACUUUGAGGAAGAAAGAGGGAAAAAUGCUGACAUAUAAAGCAGACAUAGAAAAGGAAAGCCAGGAUCUGCUUGAGCAAAGAAAAGCAGACAAGCAGAAGACGAUGGCUGAGUUCAGACAACUGCACCAGUUUCUGGAAGAGCAAGAGAAACUUUGGCUGGCCCAGAUGGAAGAGCUGGAGAAGGAGAUGGCGAUCAAAAGGGAUGAGCACCUGGCCACACUCUCCAAGGAGCUCUCCUGUUUGGCAAGUUUCAUUCAAGAGAUGGAGGAGAAAUGUCAGCAGCCAGCGAGUGAACUCCUGCAGGAUGUUAGAAGGACCUUGGAGAGGUGUGAGAAGGAGGAGAAGAUGUAUGAGAAGAAGAAUCCAGUGGCUUUUCCUCCAGCCCUGAAGUGGAGGAUCUGGGACUUCUCUGACAUAAGCGCCUUUCUGGAGGGUGUCAUGAAGCAGUUCAAAGACACUCUGGUAUCUGGACUACCCCUGCAGAAAGCAAACGUCGUUUUGGAUCCGGACACAGCAUAUCCCUGGCUCAUUGUGUCUGAGGAUCAGAAAAGCCUCACACUUGGAGACAAAUAUCAAGAUCUGCCCCAGAAUCCUGAGAGAUUCAACUUCUGGCCUUGUGUGCUGGGAUGUGAGGGAUUCACAGCAGGCAGACAUUCCUGGGAAGUUGCUGUGGGAGCUGGCAACGGAAAUUGCAAUGGUCAGCAUGAUCUGUACAGCAAUGCGCAAGUUGGGGAAGGUGGCGUCAUAUCCAAAUUGAACUAUAAAUUCGAGAAGCUGUUCCGGUCUUGCUACUCUCAUGUCGGUCCGUGCUGCUAGCAACAUUCUGCAGACCAAAAUCUCGUCAUAUAGCUCCACAUCAACAUCAGUGCUGUACAUUUUGCAGAAAUUUUCACAGUUCUUCUUUAGGUUCUCUGUGUCAGCACUGUAGCACAGUCCCUCGAUAUCGAGAAGGAACCCAAACUUGGCAUCAGUGUCAUGCAGGCGAGUGAACCUUUCACCCAGUUCUCUGUUAAGACGGUCGAGUGCUCCCUUCAUGACUCUUUCCAUCUCCUCCCUAGCUGUUAGCCCAGCGUCUCUUGAUUUCUCACCAGGCAUUCGUUUUUUCCGUCUCGGACGUCUUUCAAAGUCGACAUCCCAUUCUUCAGAGACGAUGUCCUAUGUUGAGUGCCUCACUGACCAGCACUUCUCUCACACCAUGAAAACAAUCCUGGAGGGCUUUCAAAUGCACAGCAGCAUUGUGGAAGUUCAUUUUAGGAUCCUGCAGCCUCUUUUGAACACUGUCAAUUCGAGCGAGGAUCUUAUUCCAAAAACCUAGUAGAGUCAGAAAUUCAUAAGUCAACAAGUGGCUGCGCAGCAGCUUUGCAUCACUUCUGCUUUCAACGUUCUCAUCUUCAUCAUCUCUCAUGUCCUGAAGAACUUGAAGUAUCUUCUCCAGGUGAUUGUUGACUGGCUUCACUGCUUCCGUCCUUGAACUCCACCUGGUUUCAGACUCUGACUUAAGAGACACAGGCACGGCGUCUCUGAGUCUUUGCCAGCGCUGUGUUGAGUGAGAAAAAAAACACGUAGACGGAAUCAAUGGUUCCAAAAAAUGACUCCAUCUCCACAUCCACUUUGGCUGCAUGUACACCCACCAAGUUGAGUGAAUGAUUGUCGCAAUUCACAAACACUGCCAGCUUGUUUUUCUCAUGUAUCCUUCGGGCAACACCACUUCUGUGUCCAGUCAUCACAGCAGCAUUGUCAUAGCACUGUGACCGACAAUCUUGCAGCUCCAUUCCGUCCUUCUCUAACUUUUCCAAAAUGUCUUUAGUCAAGCUCUCAGCAUCCUUCCGGCUUACCUGGAUAAAACCAAGGAAGGACUCUCUCACAUGGACUAUAUUCCUCUCAUAAUCAAUUUCUACAUAUCGAACUACUUGUGACAUCUGCUCACGGUGUGCCAGGUCAGGAGUCGAGUCGAACAUGAGGCCAUAGUAUUUUGCUUUGCGAAUGCCUCCCAGUAGACUCUUGCGAACAGUGGAUGCCAUCAGGUGGGUGAAUUCAUUCUGGACUGCCGGUGAGAGAUAAGAGGUGGAUCCAGGAUGACUUUCCACAUGGGUCAGGUGUUCUUUCAUGACUGGGUCACAAGUAGCCAAUAGUUUUACUAAGCCAAGGAAAUUUCCUACAUUGGCGUCAUAUCGCUGAAGUGACUCCCUAUGUCCUCGCAAAGCCAGGUUCUGAGUUGCAAGGUAUUUGAUGCAGUUAAGGAUUCUUGUCAAGAUUUCGCGCCACCUCUGCUUCUCCUUUUCAAUCUGUGACCGAAGUUCCGCAUCAAUGAGUCCUCUGUUUCCAGCUAUAUUUCUCUCCAUUUCUAUCCACUGUGCGAAGCACUCCAGAUGAUUCUUGGCAUUCUCAUGAACAGGAAUCCUUUCAGGUUUUUUCCAGUUGUUGAAUCCACUUUUCUGCUCCAGUGUUGACUGAUGCUCUGAUCGGGAAAAGAGAAGACAGCAGAAGCAAAAUGCCGACCUCUUAGAAGGGGAAUAGAGCAGCCAUGGGCGAGUCACCUCCGCACCACAGCCACCUCCCAAUCUCUUCCUGAACCAAGUCUUGUUCAUCGCACAGUUUUUAGAUGGUAGGAAAGGCCCCUCAGAGUUCUGGAAAUACUUUGCACCCAGCUUUAUCAUUUCUUCUCUCAGCAUGUCAGGGAUAAUCGGUCUUCCAGUUGCCUUGUCAAACUGCAGAAGUCCGAUGUCAUGCCGCUCAAUCACUUCCGGCCUAACGGUUAGAGGCUCUUGGUCAGUAUCCGGUUCACUGCACAUAGUGUCCUCCUCCUCCUUUGGGUUCAGUCUCACUCUCAUCAGUAGACUCGACAUCACCACUGGCUUCCCCUCCUGUCACGUCCACACUCUCUGUGGCAGCCUCCUCAUCUGGCUGGACUCCCUCCUCCACUUGGGGCAGAUGUGCACUUGAUCCACCUUCAUCUGGCUGGACUUCCUCCUCCACUUGUGCUGGCGACUCUGUGGGAGGUGGUGUGGAGCUACUUGUCCCGGGCCUUGUAAGGAAUGACUCGAGGACCCUGCUCGACCUCUGGGCUUCCUCUGCCUCCAGCCUCCGCCUCUUCCGUCCUGCAGCUCCACUUGCCUUCCUCGGUGGCAUGAUGAUGUUCGAAUCUCUAAGGGAAUGUGUUCAUUAUGUCAACAUCCCACUCUUCCUCCAAGGAGCCCUAUGCCCUAUGCACACCUAUGUCUGCAUUUGACACCCCGGGUUACACAAUAAUGCUUUCCAGUAUACUGGAAUUCUUGAGAGCCAGCACACCCCCACAACUGUUUCUGUAUUGAAGUCUGGGCAUAGCAAGUUUGUAGUGGGCCCAGAGACAAGAUUUUAAAUUCCUCCCCCCCAUCAAUGCAGCUCAGCACAUGAAGUCAAGCAAUAUUGACUUCAUUAAUAUCAAAUUAAUUCAUUUACAAUAAAUUACACUGCUUAACAUCAAAUUGCAUUUGACUUAGAAAGGUUUGCUUUACUUACAGUUGGCUGGUUCAAAGUGCUGGUUUGUGGUUGGUUGUGUGCCUGCAGUUCCAGUCAGCAGAGGUGCUAUUAUUGUUUUUUGAGAGAAAAUAGUAUUUAUUUUUUGUAUUUGCUGUCCCCUAACAUAGUUAGUAGCCUCAUUCUACCCAGAUGCUUGCAGCACAAACAGCUGGCCUAAUUUAAUCUCUCUCUUAACCACCCUUAUGUCCACUGGCAAAUUGAAGGAACUCCUCCUGUUAGCUAUGUGGCUGGCACAGACUGGCGUCAAAAAGGCUGCUUUAUACUGAGUCAGACCAUUGGUCCAUCUAGCUCAGAAUUGUCUGCACAAACUGGCAGUGGCUUCUCCAAGGCUACAGGCAGGAGUGCCGUUCAGCUGUGUCUUGAAGAUGCGAGGGAGGGAACUUGGAAGCUUCUUCAUGCAAGCAUGCAAGUGCUCUUCCCACAUCAUGCAGUGCUUCACACAUGUAGUCUCCCAUUCAAAUGCAAACCAAGGUAGACCUUGGUUUCAUGCUUGCAACCAAGAAGUGCAUAUGUUGAUUAUGGGUUGUGUGGAAAAAGCACUUCCUUUUUUCAGACCUAAGUUUCAUGGGAGGAUCCCCUGGUUCUAGUGUUAUGAGAGAGUGAGAAAAAUUUCUAUCAACUUUAUAUAAAUUGAUUAGAUAGAUAAAUUAAGUGCUGUCAAGUCGGUGACAACUUUAUAUACCACUCUUCAACCAAGGUUCUCAAAGCGGUUUACAUAGGAAAAACAAAUAAUACAUAAAUAAGAUGGUCCCUGUCUCCAAGAUCAGUUGUCUUCCACAUACAGCCACAUAAUUUAUGGCAAGGCCCAGAGGCUUGAAAGCUAAUCCCUGACAUAGAAUCAUAGAGUUUUAGAAUUGGACAGAUGAGGUAGAACUAAGUACUAUAUUUGCCUGAAUCCAAUACUAGGUCCCCCCCCCCAAUUCUUUGAUGUUAUAAAUCAUCUUAAAUUUGGAGUCCACUUCCUUUUGGGUAAUAUAGGUAGAACUUGCAUUUAACCUCUAUUGCUUAAGGGACUCAUCUGAAAUUCAGAAUUGUAUUUGGGUAAAUACGGUCUUUACAUACGAUAAAAUAGCCUAGAAGACUUUAGAAUAAUCUACCUAAUGAAAAAUGAUACUAAUGCCUAUGGACAUCCCGUGUGGAUGAGAAGAUAUUUUUCUGAAUAUGCUGGGCAUUCCUGAUGUCAUGGUGAAAGCUAGUGAUGGAAUCAAAGAUGCCUACAACCUGAAAUAAGGGAAGUGGGAUUUGAUGGAUGCUUAAACACUGCCACAUGGACCUGGCUCUGCAACAGAUAAAUACGCAUGACUAGUAGGGCACUAUCAGCAAGUGAAGCAUUCAGAAAUAGCAGAAGUUCUAUAUAAAAAUGUAAUGCCUCAGUAAUUAAGCAUUACACUUAAUUUUGAGCUGCUACGCUUUUCCAUUAAGCAGUGCAGCAUCAACAUUCAUACAGCUGCAGUGAAAUUGUAUUCUGCAUCAACUAAAAAGAAUAUAAAAUGACAUAAUCACAGGUGGGAAAGUAAAGUCCAGACUGUUCCACUUAGAAUCUGCCAGUCAGAAAUCACUUCUGUGUAACAAAGACAUCAACCACAGAACUCGGAAUUUUCUCUGGAUUGAUAUCCAAUUAUGAUUUGUUCAUCAUGUAUAUAUCAUGAAGUGAUAUGUACAGUCUACUAUGUUUUCAGUUUGGUGUUGGUGUACUGUCCAAAUUAAACUGUAAUGAAUUUGAGGUUAUGAUGGUGAUUAUUGCUGGCUUUCUAUUGUUUUGUUAGGCUAAUAGUUCAGGAGGCCAAUGGAUGUUUCUUAAGGUGAGAUAAUAGUUGAUAAAUUGACUGGGAGUAUCUUUUAAUGAGGGACUUCCCUAGAAGGUGAGGGAAUUAAUCAGUAUCUUGUAAGAUAGCAGUAUCCUUCCUUUGGUGAGAGGGACUGAUAUGUGAGUGUCUAAAGAACAAAACAAGCAGCUUGAGACAGGCAGGCAGCCUCUGUGUGGAGAUUGAGAGAGUGACUGUUUUUGAGGGCUUGGGAUGGAAAAGCUGACGAAAGAACAGAAGCAACUUGAGGUGCAGGACCAUUCUCUGGGGAACUGGUGUAAUCAAUUUAUUAGCCUUCAUACUCUUGGUUGUUCACACAGGUAUCAAGUCUUUGGUUCCCAUGUUUAUCAGAAACAACUAUUGUGUCAUCUUCUUGAAGUUGUUUGUUGUUGUUUUUUUGUAUCUGCAUGACAAUCUGUCUCCAGUGAUCCCUGCAAAUAUAUAAAAGAUAACUACUGUUCCUGACACUAAGAGAUAUGCUACUAUGAGUGGAGUAAAAAUAGCCUCGCUUUCUGUAUACUUCACAACUGCAAGGAAAUGGGAAGAUGCAACACAGAGUUCUCUCUCUGUGCUGUGACUGCAUUUAUGACUGCAGUGGCAGCAGAAGGGCCCUGUUCUGAAUGUCUGUUGGAACUGAAUUAUUUUUACUGUAGUUAUUCACCCUAAGCUCCACUAAGCAACAGUUAGGCAGGUUCUGGGAAAUGCUGAAAAUCAUAUUUCUCCCAUUUUUGUAAGUCUAAAAAUAGUUUCAGUUUUAGACAGACGUGUCCCCUCUUUCCAUUUUCCCUCUUACUCCAAAUGACCAUUGAACUCAGUAAAACCCCACUAAAACUUUUUAAUAUGUUGAGAAGAGAAUGGACUUUUUCUCAAAUAGCAGCAUAGUACUCAGAAGAAGGGCCCUGUUCUGAAUGUCUGUUGGAACUGAAUUAUUUUUACUGUAGUUAUUCACCCUAAGCUCCACUAAGCAACAGUUAGGCAGGUUCUGGGAAAUGCUGAAAAUCAUAUAUCUCCCAUUUCUGGUUACCAAAAAUGGUAACCUUGUUACCAUUGAUGUCUAUCCAAUUCAUUUCAAUAAGAGCAGAGGCGUAACU